This is a messenger RNA of Solanum verrucosum, 1385 nucleotides long. RefSeq lists its product as uncharacterized. The record is from RefSeq and is a predicted model, not a curated record. NCBI's taxonomy places the organism in Eukaryota, Viridiplantae, Streptophyta, Magnoliopsida, Solanales, Solanaceae. The coding region runs from base 29 to 1363 and encodes 444 amino acids. The transcript has 3 exons.
UAUUUCAAAUUUGAUAUCGAGUUAACAAAUGAGAACGUUGUGUCCUAAUUUGGAUAACGAAGAUGGUCUGGAAACGGUACUUGAAGUACCAAUUCCAGAAGAAAUGUUUGUUAAUUCAUCACAUAAGAAUCAUGUUAAGUCAUGGCAAAAUAUGAAAUCUUGGAUUAAAUCUCAUAGUGGUAAUAAUCAUCAUCAUCAUCAUGAUAAUUAUUAUUAUAAAUCAAGUGCUGUUUCAGUAAUUGGUGGAAGAAAUGCUGAGAUUCAACUAUUGCUUGGUGUUGUUGCUGCUCCAUUGAUUCCUCAUCCUAUUAAAUGCAACAAGCAUUCUCUUAAUAAGAAGAUUAAUGAUCAUCCUAUUGAGGCUUCGAUGGCAAAAUAUAUAGUACAACAAUAUAUAGCUGCCGCGGGAGGAGAACAUGCUUUGAAUUCAAUCAAUAGUAUGUACGCGAUGGGGAAGGUGAAGAUGAUUGCGUCUGAAUUUAUUGAAGGAGAUGGUCUAGGAUUGAACAAUGGCAAAGUAAUGAAGAUCAAAACCGCGAAAAAUGGGACAGGGGAAAUGGGAGGAUUUGUGUUGUGGCAAAAAAGACCUGAUCUUUGGAGCAUUGAGCUUGUAGUUUCAGGAUGUAAAAUCAGUGCUGGAAGUGAUGGUAAGGUGUCUUGGAGACAAACUCCAUGGCAUCAUUCUCACGCAUCUCGUGGCCCUGCUAGGCCUCUUCGUCGUUCCUUACAGGGUCUUGAUCCAAGGUCUACUGCUGAUAUGUUCUCCGAUUCAAUCUGCAUAGGCGAAAAGCCAGUGCAUGGUGAAGAUUGCUUUGUACUAAAAUUUGAAGCAGAUCCCUCAUCUCUAAAAGCAAGAAGUAGUAGCAAUGUUGAAAUUAUGAGACAUACUGUUUGGGGCUAUUUUAGCCAAAGAACAGGACUAUUAGUCCAACUUGAAGAUUCACAUCUUCUAAGACUAAAAUCUCCAAAAGAUGAUGUCUUUUGGGAAACAACAAUGGAGUCAUUAAUCCAAGAAUAUCGAACAAUCGAUGGUGUUAACAUAGCACAUGCUGGCAAGACAUGUGUUUCCUUAUUCAGAUUCGGCGAAAACUCAGAAGGACAUACAAGGACUAGGAUGGAAGAAGUUUGGACAAUUGAAGAAGUUGAUUUUAACAUAAAGGGACUAUCUUUGGAUUGUUUUUUACCACCUAGUGACAUGAAAAAAGAUGAUGAUCAAGAAAUUAUUAGUGAUGAUGAUGAUAUAAACAAGAAUUCAAGGCUUGAAUCCAAGAAUAUUAUUCAUCAUGUUAAUAAUCCUAGAUUUAUAACUGCUAUAAAAGGUGCUGCCAAAAUUGUUGCUAUUGAUGAAGAUUCAGAGGACUAGUAUUGAGGCAGGGGAAGACUUG